Molecule: messenger RNA, 933 nt
Organism: Neoarius graeffei (lesser salmon catfish)
Lineage: Eukaryota; Metazoa; Chordata; Actinopteri; Siluriformes; Ariidae
Gene: pfn1
Product: profilin 1
Exons: 3
Coding region: 149-553 (134 amino acids)
Biological process (GO): positive regulation of actin filament bundle assembly; regulation of actin filament polymerization
Cellular component (GO): cytoplasm
Molecular function (GO): actin binding
Source: RefSeq, a predicted model, not a curated record
GGAACUUCCUAGUACUUUACUUUUGCAUCGCGGCGGCUUUGCUGAAAGUCAGGAGGAGGAUUCGAGCGCGCGCUCAAUUCAUCAUUUUCACUUCCGCGUUCACGGUUCUUUAUCUGUUAAAGUUCCGAAAACACAACCAGACUGAAAGAUGAGUUGGCAAGACUACAUCACUAAUCUGCUCAGUAACGAUGGGGUGGAGGACGCCUCCAUCAUCGGGCUCGAUGGGAGUGUGUGGGCAUCGUGUGAGACCGGCUGGCUGAGGAAUCUCUCGUUAUCUGAGGUGAAGGCACUCUGUGGUUCCCAUGGUGACAUGUUUUGUAAUGGCGCGACCUUAGCGGGCAAAAAGUGCGCAAUUGUGAGGGAUGACCCCGAUGCCCACACCCUCGACCUGAAAAUGAAGGUCACAGACAAAGACCCUGAUCCCUUAUUCAUCACUGUUGGCCAAUCACAUAAGGCUCUAGUUAUAGCUCGAGGAAAGAAAGGUGGUACUGGAGGACACGUCAAUCCUCAUGUCUUCAAGAUUGUUGAGCACCUCCGGCAGUUGGGUUUCUGAACCCCCUCUUUCUCCUGCGCGCGCACACACACACACACAUACAUACACACACCACACACAUACAUACAUACACACUCACACUCUUAGAUUGAGCAACAAGUGAAGAUGAGUCUGCAUGCGGGCAGUUGUGUUGCUUGGUUGAUCAGAUAGACUGCAUACACACAUCGAAGCAAUUCCAGCAUAUUCACUUCACUCAAUCGGGAGAGCAUGCUGCAGUGAUUAAUUGAUUCAGCCCCUGUCAGUUUGAUUGGAUGGUACUCCUUAUGGAAUGGGUGGAGCAUCUCAGGCAUUUGUUUUAGUUUUUUUUUUUUGGAUUAUUUUGAUGCUGAAAUGAACAAAUGUUACUGUUAGAGAACAUAAUAAAAUGUAUUGUGAAAUGA